Messenger RNA from Guillardia theta CCMP2712, 810 nucleotides. RefSeq lists its product as hypothetical. NCBI's taxonomy places the organism in Eukaryota, Cryptophyceae, Pyrenomonadales, Geminigeraceae. Bases 1 to 810 code for a protein of 269 amino acids. The record is from RefSeq and is a predicted model, not a curated record. The transcript has a single exon.
AUGACCGUCAACGCCCAUGGCGCGAUGAUUCAGAGCGAGAUCGAGAUAUCGCAGACCCGGGGGGAGGUGCUUUCAAUGAUUGGCCCGCUGAUGAAGCUGCCAGAGGCCGUGACGGUGCAUGACGGGUCAGACAUCUUGAUGAGAGGGUUCGACUACAAGGAAGAGCUCAGGGCGGACUGCACUGAGAUCAAAGUGGCGAUUGAGCAGUACCACAAAUCCUUCUCAGUGGUCUCUAGUAUCCCAUCCCACCUGCCAAGGGAUGCUCCGGAGGCGAUCAGGGGCAAGAGGCUCUUUGUGUGCGGACUUCCUCGAGCAACAGUGUCUUCCUGUUUCUUUGCACCCAGAAGGCUUCCUGCCAGGCUUCUCCUGAGGAUAGUCGCUGACACCCUGUUGCACCCCACAAUACUCUGCGAGCCGGGGGAGAAGUGCUAUCAAGGCCCUCUGGGCCAAGGAAAGCAUGCUGUAUUCUUUAGUAUCGGGAAGGAGGAAGUUUCAGAUGGUCUGAGGAUAGUCGCCGGGGAAAUUGAGUCCAUUCGAGAAUUUGUUCGCGCCUACCCGGAGUUCGCAGUUAUAGUGCCGGAUGGAGAGGAUUUGGGGAGCGAUGUUGUGAAUAUUGCCGGUGAAAGCGAAGCACAGAACGUUUCUACUGGACCGGGUGUCUUGACAACAAACGAUGAUGAUGAAGAGGACGAUGAUGAUCAUGACGGGUACGAUGACGACGUCGUUGACAGUGAAGGAUCCAACGAGGAGAGUCUAUACGUUCCGUCUUCAUUCUUUGGAUUUCUACCAGGGUCAGCAAAUCAUCGCUGA